UCAACCAUCCUCUCUCUUUAUAUAAUUAACAACGACACCUUCAUCUUCCUCAUUUCUACAUUCAUCCUCUUUCUCUCUUUCUGUAACCAUGGGAAAUGCAAUGGCUUGUUGCUACCUAACAAGUGAAGGAUCAUCUGUGAAGGUAAUUUACUGGGAAGGGAACACAAGGACGCUAACAGGAAAACGAUGGUUAGCCGGAGAGCUCAUGUUCGAGUUUCCAGAUAGCAUGGUUUGUGACGCAGACAGCUUCUUCAUCGGUCAACCAGUCCCAGCGUUAUCCAUUGAUGAUCAGCUUAAUCCUGGUCAGACCUACUUUGUUCUCCCUCUCGACAUCUUUUCUUCAAAGACCCUCUCAGCUUCUUCAAUAUCAGCCUUGCUUUCAUCAACGCCUAAUCGCACCCCAAUCAAUCUCAAAGAGUGUCCUUUCGAGUACAUAAAGGGAUCGAAUGGAAGGGUGUUGAUCAAAGUAUCGUCUGGGUUUAUGACAAGAAUUCUUACCAGAAGAGGUGGUGGUGAGGGUCAAGAAAGUGAGAAUGAAAGUGGGAACGCAGUAAAUGGGUUCUUGUGUAGUACACCUGAGUUAAAGAAGCAAUACGAACAGUUGGUUGGGUCCAAGGAUCAAACCUGGUCACCUAAGCUUGAGACUAUUUCAGAGCAUAACAGGAUUAGGUAUUCUCCUUAUAAAUUGAUAGGCUUGUAACCGAAGGAGAAAGAAUACAAUGCCUAGUAAUUAGUAUAAACUAACUAAUUAAUCACUUUUUAUUAAUUUACAUUAUCUUGUUAAUUAUUGUAUUUAUGUGGAUAUAUAUUACAAGUUUUGUGUAGUGAAUUUUGAAUGAUAAGUUGUUAAUUAUUGUA
This is a messenger RNA of Lactuca sativa (garden lettuce), 858 nucleotides long. RefSeq lists its product as uncharacterized. The record is from RefSeq and is a predicted model, not a curated record. Lineage: Eukaryota; Viridiplantae; Streptophyta; Magnoliopsida; Asterales; Asteraceae.